This is a messenger RNA of Trichosporon asahii var. asahii CBS 2479, 8730 nucleotides long. RefSeq lists its product as uncharacterized. The record is from RefSeq and is a predicted model, not a curated record. The transcript has a single exon. Bases 1 to 8730 code for a protein of 2909 amino acids. NCBI's taxonomy places the organism in Eukaryota, Fungi, Basidiomycota, Tremellomycetes, Trichosporonales, Trichosporonaceae. Gene Ontology annotation, molecular function: glycosyltransferase activity.
AUGGCGACCUUCUUCCAGCCCGGCUUCGAGGAGUCCGGCGGCGUCACAAACUGCACUGUCAACGGGUUCGAGGUCUUCUGCAAUGCGAUCCUACCCUCCGACCGCCGCCUGGCGCACUGGUACCAGGGCUUCAGCAUAGUGUUCGCGGCUGUCACCUUCUGCAUCCCCAUCAUCCUGUAUGGCCUGUACAGAUUGAUCAAGAGACAGCGACGGCCGAAAGACUAUCAGCCCGUACGGACGAAACCGAAAGAGAGCGAGAAGGAGCGAGAUCGAAAAGCGGCGCGCAUGUCGAUGGCGUCCCGGAGGCAUACUCCAACGCAUUCCCGCCAGACGAGCUACGGCACGCGGUUGUCAUUCGCGACCCGCUUCUCCGACAGCCAGCCUCCCUCAUCGCAUGGCCACACGGCGCCGUCCAGCCUGGGCCACCACUCGCAUCCCUCGUACGCACCCUCCGAGUCCUCGUUGGGCACCUACAACACCGUCAGCCUGCGUCGCUUCACGCAGCAAGCGCGCGGAGCCUUCUCGUUCCGCAGAAACCGGGACGAUGACAGCACCGUGCUGUCUCACCGCGAUUCAUUCGCCAACCUCUCUCUCCGCGGUUCACUGAAGAACACCAAGUCGUUCACCGUCCUGAGUGACUUCGACUUCGACCUCGACUAUGCCGAGACGAACAAGGCCGACUUCGUCGUCUUCCCCCUGCACAUGCCGAAACGCGACUCGCGCGAGAUGCUAACCGGCUCGCCGCAGCUGCCGGGAAGUCCGGCUAUGACACCUUCAGACAUGAGCCAUACCUGGGGCACCAGUGUCCGCGGCAGCCCUCGCAUCGGUGCCAGCGGAGACUGGAGCGGCGCUCCGCGCCUCACCCAUGCACCCAGCUCGGACUGGAGCCACACCCUCUACUCCCCUCGGCCGGGGAGCGAGUGGAGCGCCGGGAACGGGCCGCAGAAGAUGAAGCUUGGCGCCGUUGACCUCGAGGACCUGACCGACGACGCCCUCUCACUAGCCAAUCUCGGCGACACUGUCGUUGACCUACUUGACCGCUUCGUGGAGCUGGAGCUGAACGGCUUUGCCUUGCGCGUCGCACCACGCUCGACCGCAGAGGAGAUCGACUCACUGGUGGACGCGCUGCACUAUCGCGGCGUCUCGAGCAUCGUGUGCAUCCACGAGCAGCAUCCCGCCCUGAACGAGCUGAACCUCGAGCUCCCUGCCGGUCUCAUCGUCGAGAACGCGUGCAUUCUGCCCUCUGGCGAGCCGAGGGACUUCUUCCAGGCCCGCCCGCUCCGCGACCUGAUGGCUGACUGCGCGCGCGAGCGCCAGAACCGGCCCGAGUUCUUCGUCGGCUUCCUGGAUCAAUGGGAGAACCGGCCGCAUCCCGCCGUCAUCCGUCGCGCGAUCAAGAUCGCCGAGCACUACGGCGCUGUCUUCGAGCACCGCCCACGUCUGCUCGGCUCCGCGCCCACUAGCACCCGCACAAUUGGUGGAUUCGAGUACCUUCGUCGACCGGAGAUUGUGGACCUACAGCGCUCAUGGGCGUCAGACUCGCGCCCCGUGGAACUCACACCGGCUGGCGAGCCGACACACCUCCCGCUUGCUGUCAUCGAGAGGGUCAUCCCCGGCGUUGGAGACUGUCUCGUCGAGAAGGACCUCCCUGAGGAACUUGCCAGACUGCAGUAUGAGGUGCCUCAGCUCGUGCCUGCGCCAGAGUACAUGGCAGCGUACCGCGAGGCCGACUUUUGGACGCAGGGCACGGACGGCGCUCAGCUGAGCGAGCACGGAUGCUUCCCGCUCUGCUCCGAGCCGCAUGAGGGACACUACGCCGCGAUUGUGGCCGAGCAGUCUCAGCUCCGCGCGCUCGGUAUGCUCUACCCCGUGCAGAACGCCGAGGAGCAGGCGAUCCUGUCGCAGCUACGCUCUCUCGCCGGUGACCCGAACGCCGAUAUUCUCCUGCACGAGCUGAUCCACGGCCUGAGUACGCGGACUAUCCGUAUCCACAAGGGACUGCAUUCGGGAUUCCGGGCUCCGGAUGCAAACGCCGCGUUCUGGGGCGUGUGCGCGCCCAGGCACGACCCGGCGGAUCCGUCCCCGAACCCCGUUUUCGACAUCUUCAUCUCCCAGUCGGCGCCGAAUGACGCCGCUGUCGUCCUCCACACCUGGCUCGCGCACCAUGGGCGAUCACGCGUCACGCGCCUUAUCCACGAGGUCGUCCUCGAGAACCUCACCGGCGGAGGACACCCGAGUGGCCUCCCCAACACGGUCCGCACCGCCCUCGAGGGCGCCAGCACCGCCGAGCUCCUCCUUAUUCUCCAGCAGCUCAGGCUGAGCGGCGAUGACACGCCUUUCGGCGCCCCGAUCCGCGCCUUCGCGACUGAGCUUCUCAUGGAUGGGACGAGCAAGACAACAUGGAUGAACAUGGUCGCCCGCCGCGCCCUCGACGGCAGCAUGAGCAUGCUCGAGAUCCUCUGUCUCAGGCUCGAGCAGCACGCGCGCGCCGGCGCCGUGCGCCUGCCCCUCAUCGCGGACCUCAUGAAGCUGUACCACGUUAUCGACGACGUCAUGAUCGACUCGCUAUACAAGGGCCAGCACAAGACGCUGAAGACACUCUCAAAGGCUCUCCUCCACGUCUACGGUCGCGAGCCAGCUCCGCCCGGCUCCGGCGAGCGCGUUGACGUCCAGGCCGACCUCUUCGCGCUCAUCUUCUUCACCUGUCUCCGCCGCGCCGCCUUCGAGGAUGUCUACCUCGAGAGUGUAGACCGCUGUCCCGUCUUCCUGCAGCAGGCGGACCAGGCUGCCGUCUUCUCCGAGCUCUGGACGCUCGGCUCGCAGUGCGAGAACUACUUUGGCGUCGUGCCCCGCGAGAUCGGAGAUAUCAUCUACCACCGCCGCCAGGGCCAGCUCGAGGCUCUCGGUGGGCCGAAGGCUGAGGACAGGCAGAACAACGAGAUCAUGACGAUGUACGCAUCUACGGACGACGCGCCCCCGAAGACCAAGGAGGCGAUCCUCCAGAUGCUCGCGGAGAGCAGCGUCGACGCCAAGCUGAGCUUGUUCGAGCGCUUCACUGUCUGGCGCAUGCGCUUCGCCGCCGCGAGCGCGAUGAGCAUCUUCUGUGCUCCCGCCAUCGUCGACGUUAUCCUUCUCACCUUUGUUGGACGCGGGCUCUUCAUGACGGCCUAUAUGGACACCGACAUGGUGCAGGCCGCCGGAUACGCGCUUCUCACUGCUCUCCUCCUUACCGCCGGUGUUACGGGCUGGGUCGGCAGCGCCGGAUCUCACUACCUCCCGCAUUACGCUUAUGACAACAUCAUCCUCUUCCACGUCCAGCGUCUUGCUGGUGGCUUCGUCCUCGCCGUUAUUGUCUCCGUUUUCGGCUGUAUUGGCUUUGCGGUCUCUGUCUCUGUCGCCUCCGGCUUCGUCUUCGCCGCCUACCUCAUUGGUAUCUCGACCUACCUCAACUUGCUCGGCAUCAUGAGCACGAUGCACCAGCACGGCUCUCCCCUCCCGUCGGGCCGCAACGUAUUCCUUCAGACGUUCCCAAUCCUCUUCAUCUCGCCCCUUCUCUCCUCUCUCGUCAACGGACAUGACCUCGAGAUCUACCUCCCGGUCAUGUACGGAUUCCUCGUCGUUGCUCUUCUACGCUACCGCCGUCUCUGCCACCAGUGGAGCGCCUGGAUGAAGAACAUCCCCGACUUCAAAGCCCAGGACAUAACGGACUGGUACACCUCCAAGGUGGCGGUUGAGAAGAAGGCGGACGACGUGGCCGCGCAGGCGCGCUCCGCGUUCGUUGCUGCCAUCGCGUCCUACCGCCGCCGCGACGCCGACAUGGUAAAGGACCCGCUUGUCGGCAAGGUCGCGCGUGGUAUGCCCUAUGUCGCCUGGUUGUUCAAGAAGGGCGGUGGCUCCCAGCCCGAGCCCUUCACAACUGCCUGGUUCACCGCGCUCGGUGAGGCAAUCUCUCAGCAGCGCCAGCUCUCUCGUGGCCUGAAGGACCACAGCGUCAUGGCCCUCUUCCGCGUGGCCCGGUACGAUCUCGGACAGAACCUCGGCCUGUUCCUCGUCGCUCUCCUCGACCGUUGGAUCAUGCUCGUCAUGGGCGCGCGCAAGCCGUAUCCCUCCAUCUACCUCGACCUGCGCUCGCGCUACGCCUUCUGUUUCUGCAUCGUCUACUUCUGUCUCGGCUCCAUGGUCCUCGACGCGACGCUGUUCAAGUAUUGGUCCAUCCGCGACGACCUGUCCCAGGAGAAACUCCUCGACCUCGCGCACGCCCAGCGCGUCGCCCGCGAGACUGACCGCAAGCGCAAAGAUUGCAUGCUCCAAGCCCUCGCCGACGUCGCCGGCAAGGUAUCGCUCGUCUUCGGCUCCAUGACGAUCCUCAUGUGGCUGUUCGUCGACAACUACAAGACCGUGAUCAUGUUCUACAUGUACAUGUUCGGCUACUCGUGCUGUCUCCUGUUCCAGUUCAACAGGUGCUUCACGACUAACGUGGCCGUCCACGUCCGCAUCAUCCUGUACUCGGCGGCCAUCGGUUUCCUCAUCGGCGUCCUCCUACACGCCCUUCCCUGGACGUGCGGGUUCCUGUACAACGACAUCAUCUGCCAGAACUUUGCCGCCGGUAUGGCUGCGCUCGGCACCUCCCUCUUCACGAUCAAGGACUGGUUUGGCUCCGCAUCUCCAUUGCUCUCGCCCACGAACGAGAACCCCGACCCGGUCUACGUCCAGCCCCGCCUCAUGACGCUGCCCACCGCGCGCAAGCCGGCUUGCAAGUCUGAGCUUCCGAAGAAGUUCACGCAGGCAACACUCUGGCACUCGGAUGGCACCGCGACCAGCUCUCACGUCAGCCGCAUCCUCGUCACGGCCCUGAACAGCGCGAGAGGUCGUACAUCGUGGUCAACGCGUGUAAUGCAGGAGGCACUCAACAUGUGGACCGGCGGCCGCAUGACUGUCGGCGUGCUGCCUCGUGACCAGUUCGACUCGGCGGGUCUCGGCGAGUUCUUCUCUAUCUCGUACCGCCGCAACCUCGGCCUCCACAUCGCAGUGUGCUUCUCCCAGAUGGACAUCACCCACACAAUGCUGCCCAACAUCGUCGCCGAGUGCAUCGUCUACCACGUCGCGCACGUCCAGCUCGGCCUUACCGACUCGCAGGCGCUCCAUGCCGAGUGCCUCCUGAACGGAAUUCUGAGCGUGCGCCUGCAGACGGACCUGGGCCAGGUGGAUGUGGAGGCGCUUGGCGCGCUCCCGCGCAAGUCGCGCAAGGACCUGAUGCGUGCCCUGUGUCUGGGCCGCGACGUCGAUACCGAGUGGCAGCACAUGCCUCCCGACGCGCGUGCAGCCAUUAUCGCGCGUAUCGAGGGCGAGCCGGCCAAGUUCUCCGCCGCGUUCACCAGCUGGUGCUCCCACGAUGAUGUUGACGUGCAGACGGCCGACUUUGGCGUCGAGCUCAACGUCGCGCUGUACCAGAACGCAGUCCACUUGCUCGGCUACGCAAACCCGCAGGACUACGAGGGCCCCGCGCGCCUCAUGUCCGUCCCCAUCGUGCAGGACCGCAAGCCUGCGUUCUGGAAGCGCCUCCAGCUGUUCCCGUAUGACGCGGUCAAGUGGAUUGCCAUCAUCAGUGGUGGAGGUUCCAACAUCGAGCGCGAGAUCUACUACCUUCUCCACGGCAAGCGCGUGCCCAUCGCCAUUGUCCUAGGCAUCUGGAAGUGCUGCUGGAGCGUGCAGAAGUUCUUCGUCUACUGGAUCUUGCUCUACCACCGCCCAGCGCUCGCGCGUAUUGCUCGCCUCGCUACCAAGGGCGCGCGCCGCAAGAUCAACCGCAACCGCAUCGUUGUUGAGCUCACACGCCGCUUUGUCACUGGCUUCGCGGCCGUCGAGGACGACGGUUCCAUGUCUCUCCAGGGCUGGGACGGGCUGCACGAGUACGACCCUGCCAAGGGUACGCCGCUCUUCGUUGCGAGCUACGACCGCGACUUCCGUCUGAUGUACCGCUCUGAGGGCGGUGCCGCGAUGGUCACGUACCACUACCCUGCUCGUGAGAAGAGGGGACGUCCCUCGCGCCGUCCGACCAGCGUCGAAGUCACGAACGCCGACCUUCACUCCGUGGGCUACUACGACAAGAAGGGCCGCGUGCUCCGCGGCAACCUCACGCUCGGUGAGCGCACGGACCUCACGUUCAAGUACCACUACAAGAAGGGGAACACUGGUGGCUCGCACCUGCUUCGUGCCGAUUACAGCCGAGGCGGCGACUCGCUCAGCGUAUUCUGGGGCAACCCCAUCGACACAGAGGACUACACGUGGGUACCGUCCAAGACUGUUGGCCUCAUCGUCCGCCGCAUCCAGGGACGCACAUACACGACCGAGUUCGACUACUCGCACCGCCGCGACCCCGUCGCUACAACGUACCUCGAGGAGGGCAAUGGGCGGCGCACGGCGCUGACCGAGGCACCCGAGUGCUGGCCGGGCGAGAAGGUGCUGCUCUCGAUGCCGAGCAACCACAGCUUCGAGGCGGACGAUCUCCUCAACGAGCACUCGGCGCUUCAGCUGGGCCAGAUGCGCGCGUACGCGCGCACGAACAAGAAGUCGCUGCACCCCGCUCGCUGGCUCUCCCUCUGGCGCAGGAGGAAGUACACUCCCGUCCCUACCUGGCGUGUCCGUACCGAGCUCUGGAACCAGUGGCUUCAGAACACGGACCUCGACGCUGUCACGGCUUGCACUGUCGACGAGAUCAUUCUGCGUGAGGAGCCGCUGCUGCGCCCUUAUUGGCGCGCGCGCGACCGCGGACGUCUCCCAGAAGCUCGCAAGCUGCUCGACGAGAACAUCAGCCAGAUCGUCAGCGCCAUCGACAUCGAGACGGAUGUGUCCGAGAAGACCCUGCUGGCUAUUCGCACGUCCGACCUCUACGCCAUGGGUCUCGCGCAGGACGCGAACGCGGUUACCUCCCGCCCCCAGGACUGCUACCACGACACGCACGACCGCAUCUCGGUCAUCUUCAACGACAUUGGAUGCUGGCCUGUCGCGCCGGGAGGUGUGUCCAACUGUCGUCGCGACCUCGUCAACGGCCACAGCACUAUUCGCAACCACGUCCUCGCCGAGUGUGCCAACGAUUACGGUAUCCCCCGCUUCCAGGUCGAGAAGUCGGUGCAGUCGCUCAAGCUGCUCCCGCUCUGGGGCCUCGAUGGUGGAACCGCCCGCCACGGUGUCAUCGACAACUACCUCGAGUCCCAAGUCGACGCCAAGGUGCAGGACACUGACCUGGAUCGCGACAUCGUGGGCACCUUCGUGCCGCUGCUCGACGCCUUCGUCAAGGGCUGCCGGAUGAAGCGUCUCGGCUACGACGACCUGCUCCACCUCUCCAACGUUUUCCUCUCGUUCGGCAAGUACUAUGAGCUCAAGGACUACACCCUCACCUGGCGCUCGCCCGAGGUCGAGCAGGCGUGGAUUGCGGCGUGGAUGCGCUCGUACGACGACCCCAACAUCGCCGACCCGACCGAGUGCUUCGACAUCUCUCGCCCGUCUAUGUUCGACUUCCGCCAAGCGCUGUACAUCUACCUCGCUUACUUCUUCAUCUUCUCGGUCGGCGUGCCAGAGCGCUGCCCCCGCGUCUUCCAGAGCACGCACCACGGCAUCUCCUCGCUCUUCGGUAUGGUGCUCAAGUACCGCCGCGGCGUGACCUUCGGCAUCUGGGAUCACGCGAUCCUGUGGCGCGAGUCGUGUCUCAACUUCUCGGUCGCCCAGUGUCAGCUCCCCGUCGCCGUGCAGAACAUGCUCCUCGCCGGCAUCGGCGUCGCGACCCGCCUCGCCUACUUCCACGCCGACGUUAUCCUCCCCUGUGCGUCGCUGUUCAACCCGAUGUGGGAGACCGAGCUCGGCUCGGACGGCUCGCGCAUUUGCGCCCGCAACACGUUCCACCGCAAGAUCGACCCGAUCGUCAACGGUAUCUCGAACAUGGAGUCCUUCACGCCAGUCGACAAGGUGCGCACCGAGAUCCCCACUGUGGUGAUGCUCUCCAACGUGCAGUUCAUCAAGGGCGUCAAGGUCGCGAUUCAGGCUGCCGACAUCAUCAUCAACAAGUUUGGCUUCAAGGACUACCGCCUCGUCGUCUACGGCGCCAAGGACAGGCAGCCGUCUUACUGCCUCGAGAUGGAGAAGCUCAUCGUCGACAACAACCUGACCGAACACGUCGUGCUCGCGGGUUUCGGAAAACCGAGCGAGGUCCUGAAGGACGCGUGGCUGUUCAUGAACUCAUCCAUUUCCGAGGGUCUACCGCUCGCCAUUGGCGAGGCGGCGCUUGCCGGCGUGCCCAUUGUCGCGACCGAGGUCGGCGCCACGGCGCUCGUGCUCACCGACCCUGCAAACCCUGAGCAGCGUUACGGCGAGGUCGUCCCUCCCAACGACGCGCUUGGACUGGCGCGCGCACAGAUCGCGAUCCUGUCCAUGUCCGGCCCAUGGGCCAAGUUCACCGACUACGGCGAGGGUCCCCCACUUCCCGAUGUCAUCACGCCAGGCGAGGACGUCGAGAAGCUCACGCAGCGCUUCUACAAGUUUGCCGAAGACAGGCGCAAACUCGGCCUCCUCUCUCGCGAGGUCGUCCUCCACUCGUUCCACGGAAGCAGGUACCUCCGCGAACACGAGCAGAUGUACUGGAUCCAGUGGCAUCUCGCGCAGAUGCGCGCGAACAAGCAGCUCAAGGCCAAGCCGUUCAGAUUCGGCGCGCCGGAGCAUCUCAGAUACAUCGAAUAA